AUGCCAAGCACUGCGGUGGCAGGCGUCAGGCGUCCGUUCCACGCACAGGGUGAGACGUUCCACUGCGACUGCUGCAAGUACACCACGCGGCACAAGUGGAACAUGGUGGUGCACGUGCGCACGCACACGGGGGAGCGGCCCUUCCGGUGCGUGCUCUGCCCCAAGUCGUUCUCGCGCAAGAACGUGCUGGACGAGCACAUGCACACACACACCGGCGCCCGUCCCUUCCGCUGCUCCCUCUGCCCCGUGGCGUUUGCGCACAAGAACUCGCUUGUUACGCACCUCAAGCGCCACGUGGGUGAGCGGCCCUUCGCGUGCCCCGAAUGUGGUCGGGCAUUCACUGGCCGCUUCUCGCUCAAUCGACACCUCAUGUCGCACGCACUCGCAGAACCUCCACCCUGA
This is a messenger RNA of Rhipicephalus microplus (southern cattle tick), 402 nucleotides long. RefSeq names its product protein krueppel-like. Lineage: Eukaryota; Metazoa; Arthropoda; Arachnida; Ixodida; Ixodidae. The record is from RefSeq and is a predicted model, not a curated record.